This is a messenger RNA of Paraphaeosphaeria sporulosa, 1987 nucleotides long. Its product is annotated as Gcd10p-domain-containing protein. Bases 155 to 1987 code for a protein of 610 amino acids. The transcript has 2 exons. The record is from RefSeq and is a predicted model, not a curated record. NCBI's taxonomy places the organism in Eukaryota, Fungi, Ascomycota, Dothideomycetes, Pleosporales, Didymosphaeriaceae. Gene Ontology annotation, cellular component: tRNA (m1A) methyltransferase complex; nucleus. Gene Ontology annotation, biological process: tRNA methylation.
GAAAAGUCCGAGUCCGUGAAACUAUUGUAUUCUGGCUCUUGCCUACGGCCGUACUCGAAUACGCGCCUCCACUCCGCAUUCAGAAGUCCUUGCGAGGUCACAGAGUGUGCGCAUGGCUCGGUGAGGAAAGACGCACUGCACAACAGGCCGCGCAAUGCAUUCGCACGUACGCCCCAGUACGCACAUCGCCUUGCGCCUGCCUUCGGGCAUCCUCAAGCUCGUGGAGACCACGCCCAAUACCAACAUCAACCUGGGCAAGUUCGGCACCUUCAACUCGAACCAGAUCAUCGGCCGCCCGUACCGCCUCACGUACGAGUUCCUCGAGCAAGAAGACCCGAAAGCGCAGCCGAAGCUCCGGGUCGUACCUGCCGCAGAGCUGCACGCCGAAGCUUUGGGCAGCGACCAUGCAGCACCAGCCGAGGCCAAGGACGACGAUGCGCCCGCAGAAGGCGGCGUUGCAUACGACAUCGUGGGCGAAGACGGAGAAGUCAUCAUGCGCAACAACCGCUUGACUGUCGACGACCCCUCACGGCAGACCUUGUCCAUGGACGAAAUCGAAGAACUGAAGAAGGCAGGCUCGGGCUCGGGCAAGGACAUUAUAGAAAAGAUAAUGGCAUCGCAUCUGGGCAUCGAGGAGAAGACACGAUUCUCGCUCGCAAAGUACACGCUGCGCAAGUCGCGCAAGUACCUCAAGCGAUUCACCGUGCUUCCACUCGACAUCCCAAUACUGACCGAAUAUGUUACCGAGAAAGAGGCAUAUAGGAUCAUGGAGCUGCGUGAUGACUCUCUGGGGUUGAUCUGCAGCUGGGCGAAUAUCCACAGUGGAGCAACGAGUCGCGUCAUGACUGCUGAGGAUGGCGCAAGUCAGAUUGGCGGAGGCAGGUGGCUUGUGGUAGAUGACACUGGUGGACUGGUAACAGCAGCGCUUGCCGAAAGAAUGGGGAUAUUGUACCCACCUACAGAAGAGGUAUCGUCAGAGUCAGAAGACGGAAAUGAGGAAGGCCUACCCGCAGAGCCAAACGGCGACACGCCCGCAAAUACUACACCAGCCGCACCCACGGCGCCCCCAACGACCACGACAGACGAUACCCACAUGCCCGACGCCACCACGGAUACCAUAGCAGGCGCACCCAACGGCCCAUCCACUUCGCAGCCCCGCAACCCCCGAAAACCCCGCCAACAACACAUCCCCCAAUCCUCCGCCACCACAAACACCCUCACUGUCCUCCACUCCAACAACCAACCCAACCUCUCUCACCUCAAAUACUUCGGCUUCGACUCGGGCGACCCCACCCCCUCGCACCCGCUCUACACGCACCUCAAGGCCCUCUCCUGGCUGCAACUCCUCUCCCCAACCGACGACCCCACCUACUUCGAGCCGGAAGUCAUCCCCGAAGAUACGCUAAACACGCUCAAGAGCUCCAAGCGCGGGAACUACUACCGCAAGCGGCGGCGCUGGGAGCGCACGAAGCGCGUGGUGGACGAGACGCGCAUGGGCGGGUUCGACGGACUGGUGGUGGCGAGCAGCAUGGAGCCGGUCACGAUACUGAAGGAGUGCGUGCCGCUGGUCAAGGGCGGGGGCCAGGUUGUCGUGUAUAGCCCAAAUGUGGAGCCGUUGGUGCAGCUUUGUGAUUACUAUAGCAAGGAGCGGAGGACGGCAUAUAUUGCGAGCCAGUUUGGGCAGCAGAACGGAAAGAGGAAGCAGAACGGGGUGGAUGAGGAGGAAGAUGAAGUAGAGGCGGACGAUGAGGAUAACUUCCCCGUGAACCCGACGCUGCUGCUGGCUCCGUCGCUGCAGACGGCGAGGGCCAGACAGUGGCAGGUACUACCCGGCCGGACACACGCUCACAUGACAAGCAAGGGCGGUGCGGAGGGCUAUCUUUUCACCGCGACGAGGGUGUUACCCAUUGAGGGCAAGGUAGAAGCCAGGGGGUUGAGGGGUGGGAAGAAGAGAAAGACGGGGACGGACACGUCUACACCGGCAUGA